CAAUUUCACGUUAACUCAGUAUCAGUUCACUUCAUGUCUUCUCCACGCUGCGAAAUAACCAUUAAAUAUAAACUGUAGCAGUGUAGCGUUAAAUUUUAUGACGAAGAAGUGUAUGUUUGUUCAUUUAGGUCAUCGUUGUAACAACGUGUAUUGAUACAGUUCAUCUGGCAAGUCAGUGCCCACUACAGCAUCCAGCAAGAUGGGUCGCAAUUUUUUAUUAAACAACAACAGGAGUUCGGACUACAAAGUGCAAAUUACACCAGCACAACCGAAGACAUUGACACAUCUUCCACAAAGGCCUAAAGUGGAUCUAGCUUUUUCCAACCUCAAAUACACCGUCAAACAGGGCAAAGUCGAGAAAACAAUUUUAAAGUCGGUCAGCGGACGCCUGCGAUCUGGAGAACUCACGGCAAUUAUGGGCCCUUCGGGGGCCGGGAAGUCCACUCUUCUCAACAUUCUCACAGGGUAUAGAACUGACGGGGUGGAAGGUCAAAUAUUAAUGAACGACAACGAAAGGGAUUUGAGCCAAUUCCGAAAAUUAUCAGCCUACAUAAUGCAAGACAAUCAACUCCACCUUAACCUCACAGUAGAUGAAGCCAUGAAUGUAGCUGCUAAAUUAAAAAUUGGCGACAAACCCAAAUCGGAAAGAGCAGCCAUUAUACAUGAAAUUUUGGACACUCUGGGGUUGCUAGAUCAUAGGAAGACUAUGACCAGUGGACUAUCGGGAGGUCAAAAGAAACGUCUUUCUAUUGCCUUAGAGCUUGUCAGCAAUCCUCCCAUAAUGUUUUUUGAUGAACCAACAAGUGGCCUUGACAGUUCGUCGUGUUUCCAAUGCAUUUCGUUACUUAAAACUCUGGCGAGAGGUGGAAGAACAAUCAUUUGCACUAUACAUCAACCUUCAGCUAGACUGUUCGAAAUGUUUGAUCACCUUUACACUUUAGCUGAUGGACAAUGUGUUUACCAGGGUUCUACAAAGCAGUUGGUCCCGUUUUUGGCCAGUUUGUCAUUACAGUGUCCUGCCUAUCACAAUCCGGCGUCGUACAUUAUUGAAGUAGCUUGUGGCGAAUACGGAGAUCACACAACAAAGCUAGUCGAGGCGAUCGAGAACGGGAAGAACGAUAUCAGAGAAGGAAAACCGUUCCCGGAAGUUAAAUAUAGUAAUGGACUGAAUAAUUCCGCUCUUAUUACAAAUGAUCUUAGUAAAAGUUUCACGAAUUACGAUACAGAGAAUAAGAAUCUGAUGGUGAAUAAUUCCGUCAAUGUUGCCAAAGAAAAUCUGCCGCCUCCCCCGCCGAUCGGAUUUGAUAAACUAGCAACCGAAAAAGUGUCCGUGGACACAGCUUUGUUAGAAAAUUCACUUCCAGUUAGGCAGCCACGUUAUGGCAAUUCACAGUUCCAACAAUUUUUCAUAAUUUUAGGCCGUGCCUUUUUAUUCAGUAGAAGAGAUUGGACUUUGAUGUACUUGAGAUUAUUUGCUCACAUUCUCGUGGGUUUCCUCAUUGGUGCUCUGUAUUUCAAAAUCGGCAACGAUGGUGCUAAAGUUCUUAGUAAUCUAGGAUUUCUAUUUUUUAACAUGCUUUUCUUAAUGUAUACGUCCAUGACUAUUACAAUUUUAUCCUUCCCGUUGGAGAUGCCUGUGUUACUAAAAGAACAUUUUAAUAGAUGGUACUCGCUGAGGUCGUACUACUUGGCUAUAACUGUGUCAGAUCUACCAUUCCAAACGGUUUUCUGUGUACUAUACGUUACUAUUGUAUAUUUCAUGACUUCGCAACCGCAUGAACUUAGUAGGUAUUGUAUGUUCCUGGCUGCCUGUUUACUGGUGUCGUUUGUGGCUCAGAGUGUAGGAUUAGUGGUUGGCGCGGCAAUGAAUGUUCAGAAUGGUGUGUUUCUGGCCCCUGUAAUGUCCGUACCGUUCCUUUUGUUCUCUGGAUUCUUUGUAUCGUUUGACGCAAUUCCGAUUUAUCUAAGAUGGAUUACGUAUUUGUCUUACAUACGAUACGGUUUUGAAGGCACAGCUUUGGCUACUUAUGGCUUUAAUAGAACAAACUUGGAGUGUUUCAACCAGUACUGUCACUUUAAAAAACCAAUUACAACAUUAGAAGAGCUGGAUAUGAUCAAUUCGAACUACACCGUAGAUAUUGUCGCAUUGGUUGCUAUAUUUUUCGUCUUGAGAAUAGCAGCAUAUCUUUUCUUAAAAUGGAAAUUGAAGUCAACUCGUUGAUUAAUUUUUUUUUUGCGACUGAGGAUUUAAGUAGCGAAUUAUUAUUACAAAAGUAAUGGUGAAGAAAGUUUUUUUAUUUGAUAGUAGUAGUCUGAUUAUAUUAUGUCCAAGUUUAUAUUUCGUUCUUUUCUAAGCGUGGAAAUUUUAUUGUAACACGAAUUUGAGUGUGAUAGAAAAUAGGUAGGGCUGUGAUUGUCAAGAUAACUUAUAGAGUGAAUUUAAUCAAACUUGCCAGAAUUUUGCCCAUGACUAUGGUUCCCUUAUCAAUGUUUCGCAAUUCGUAGGUACCCUUGGACCACAAUACAUUUAUAUUUUUAUACGCUAGUUAGAACUAUUUUAAUACUUAUAUAUUAUAUCGUAUGUACAAACUGUUAAUAAAUUGUUUAAGUUUA
Zophobas morio is the source of this 2613-nucleotide messenger RNA. RefSeq lists its product as uncharacterized. The transcript is spliced from 9 exons. Gene Ontology annotation, molecular function: ATP hydrolysis activity; ATP binding; ABC-type transporter activity. The coding region runs from base 200 to 2221 and encodes 673 amino acids. Gene Ontology annotation, biological process: transmembrane transport. Gene Ontology annotation, cellular component: membrane. The record is from RefSeq and is a predicted model, not a curated record. Lineage: Eukaryota; Metazoa; Arthropoda; Insecta; Coleoptera; Tenebrionidae.